Messenger RNA from Python bivittatus (Burmese python), 858 nucleotides. RefSeq names its product protein eyes shut homolog. NCBI's taxonomy places the organism in Eukaryota, Metazoa, Chordata, Lepidosauria, Squamata, Pythonidae. The record is from RefSeq and is a predicted model, not a curated record. Gene Ontology annotation, molecular function: calcium ion binding.
AUGGUAGAUAGCCAGACUUUUUGCAACAGAUUCUUGGUGUCUGAAUGGAAAACCCAUCCAACAGGACAUACAGUGAAAUGGUCACUGAGCCAAAACAUCUGCUCCAGCUUCUACACAGACUGUUGGAAUAUUGAUUCAUAUCAUGAAAGCAGUACAGCAGACAAGGUAGCUCUGAGUUUACCCCAGAUUUGUCCUCUGCAACUUCAGCUGGGGGAUAUGCUCUUUGUUUCUUCUGAGACAUCUUUUCAGUCUCAUGGCAUGAACUUGGCAAAUGUUUCCUUGGAAGAAUUUAUUAGAUGUCCUCAACCAACAGAUUUCCCUCCGCACCAGCUUAUUUUUGACUACGGAUUAAGUGGGAUGCAUCAAAUUGACCCCAAAUGGCUUGGAAUUGGAACACAUUACUUUGCAGAAGUCCCAAUACAAGGACCACUUUUAUGUCAUUUCGGGCUUCGACUGAAUGUGACAGUGAAACCACACAUUUGCCAGGAAUUUUCAAACUCACCAUUUUGCUCUGGACAUGGCAAAUGUUUAAGUCAUAUCUGGGAUGAAGCAUAUAAUUGUCAUUGUAGUCAGCACUAUUCAGGACAGUUCUGCCAAGAAAUUGAUAAGUGUUCCAGUAAACCUUGCUACAAUCAUGGCAUCUGCAUUAACACAAAGAACCAAAGAGAAGAUGAUGACAAUUCUUAUGAAUGCAUCUGUCCCCCCUCAUUUGCAGGAAAGAACUGUUCAGAAAUAAUUGGACAGUGUCAGCGACAUAGUUGUGGCAACGGUAACUGUAGCAGUGUUUCUCCAAAUACUUUUAGAUGCCAGUGUGAUAAAGAUGCUGCAGGUCAGAAAUGCAUUUAUUACACCCAGUGA